AGUCUGUUUUUAAAUCGUGGCGAGUGUACAUGCGGGCAGUGAGUGCAUGUGUAUUUUUCGAAGGAAAAUACAUAUUAUCAACGCAUGAUAGGUGCCACCGCCGCAUAUAAAAGGUGGUCCAGGAAACAAUGGUAGAAGCUAAAUCAGUAUUGGCGGUGUUGUCCAGUGAAAUCACUCGCAGCCAGCAUGAGGAAGUCGAAAUUAAAUUCGAAGGCGAGUUUACAGACUAGAUCAGCGGAGGAACUGCGGCAACAUGGCAUAUUUGACUCAUUAGUGACCUCUUUAUCAACAUUUUUGUGGCCCGUGGCGAAUCCAUUUUCCCCUGCCCCAACCAGGAGCUGGAUCGAGGCGACUUUCCACAAGCGCGAGUGUUCUCGAUUCAUAUCCCACUCCAAGGACGAAUCAAGAUGCUGCUGCGGCCGUAGUCUUGGGGAGCACAAAUUUUUGAAAGACCAAUCCACGAAUCCGUUACCGUUCGGCUGCGAAAUAUGGUUUCCAAGCAAGUGCACAGUUACCUUACCCACGGAUGCUUAUGGAAUUUUGGAGUUCCAGGGUGGACCUCAUCCAUCCAAAGCACAGUACAUCAGGGUGGCGCACGACACAAAACCGGAACACUUGAUGCAGUUGAUAACGCGCGAAUGGAAUCUCGAACUGCCCAAGCUCCUCAUAUCGAUACAGGGCGGAAAAGCCAACUUCGAACUGCCGCCCAAGCUCAAAAAGGUGCUCCGCAAGGGCCUGCUCAAAGCCGCUCGAUCCACGGGCGCCUGGAUCUUUACCGGAGGAACGAACACAGGGGUUACAAAACAUGUAGGAGAUGCCUUGUUGCUAGAAAGAUCUCAAAGAACUGGCCGAGUCAAUACCCUCGGUAUUGCACCCUGGGGUAUUGUAGAAAACAACCAAGAUCUGAUAGGUCAUAAUAAUGAAGUUCCAUAUCAUUCCAUAUCAUCGCCAAGAUCAAAAACAGCGGCCUUAAACAACAGACACGCGUAUUUUCUGCUCGUAGACAAUGGAACGGUGGGAAAAUAUGGUGCCGAAAUAAUCCUUAGACGAAGGCUGGAGAAGUACAUAUCCAAGCAGAGGCUCUACCCAUUCACCCAAAGUCCCAUUCCGCUGGUGUGUUUAGUGAUAGAGGGCGGCACUAACACUAUCAGGGCCGUACUGGAGUACAUCACCGACGAACCUCCUGUUCCGGUGGUAGUCUGCGACGGAUCUGGACGGGCCGCCGACAUAAUUUCCUUUAUGUGCAAAUACGAAUAUUCCGUUGUAAAAACCAUGAAGGACUACAUAGUGGCCACCAUACAAAGAGCCUUUGAAGUAACAAUCGAACUGGCAGAAGGGCUGUUUUGCGAACUCUUGCAAUGCGUGGAAAACAGACACUUGAUCACCAUCUUCAGAAUAGCGGACAAGUACGACCAGAAACCCCAAGAACUCGAUCAGACAGUUCUAACGGCACUUUUCAAGUCUCAGCACUUAUCGCCCACCGAACAGCUGAGUUUGGCCUUGACGUGGAACAGAGCCGACAUCGCCAGAUCGGAAAUUUUCGUGUACGGUCAAGAAUGGCCUCAGGGGGCCCUGGAGGAGGCCAUGAUGAAAGCCCUCGAACACGACAGGUGCGACUUCGUGAAGCUCCUCCUGGAAAAUGGGGUCAGCAUGAGGAAAUUCUUGACCAUACCGCGUUUGGAAAACUUGUAUAACUCCAAACAAGGACCCAGCAAUACUCUUAGAUACAUCCUAAGGGACGUGAGACCUCACAUUCCAGCAGGUUAUGUCUACACUCUUCACGAUAUCGGAUUGGUUAUAAACAAAUUGAUGGGCGGAGCUUACAGGGCUUUUUACACGCGAAGAAAAUUCAGACCGAUUUAUGCCAAGGUGAUGAAUAAGGGGCAGAGCAUGCAGGGGAACUCCACAGCGUACGCCAAACAGUUUGGAAACGCCAUGAGCCUGCUAGCUCAAGCGCUACCUAGCAGUGCGAAUCCCUGCUUGUUUGAUUAUCCUUUUAAUGAAUUAUUGAUUUGGGCUGUGCUAAUGAAACGUCACAAAAUGGCUCUCCUGAUGUGGCAACACGGCGAAGAAGCCUUAGCCAAGGCCCUCGUAGCCUGUAAACUGUACAAAGCUAUGGCCCACGAGGCCGCAGAAGAUGACAUGGAAACGGAAGUAUACGAGGAGUUGCGAAGCUAUGGGAAAGAAUUUGAAAACAUCGCAUUGGAAGUGCUGGAUUAUUGCUACAGGCAGGACGAUGAUAGAACGCAGCACCUGUUGACUUGCGAGCUGCAAAAUUGGUCGGGACAAACUUGUCUGAGUCUUGCUGUCGCAGCCAAUCACAGGGCGCUUUUGGCGCAUCCGUGCUCGCAGAUUAUCUUGGCUGAUUUGUGGAUGGGAGGCUUAAGGACAAGAAAAAAUACGAACAUUAAGGUCAUGAUAGGAUUGCUUUGUCCUCCGUACAUACUGAAAUUAGAAUUCAAAUCCAAAGAAGAGCUGCAACUGAUGCCGCAAACCACGGAAGAACAUUUGGAAAAUGAAAAUGACGAUGACGAUAAAUCGGAUUCGGAGAAAAAUCCAGACGGCGAGGCUCUACUGACAGAGAACUUCAUACCGAGGGACACGAUCGUGCACGAAAACGGUAAGGUCAUGCCGGACAUGGACGAUCAUAAGUACCAUUCUCACUAUUAUACAGAGACCUACAUGGACAUGGUGCCCAAAAACAAGGAGCUGAAGUUCCGCAAGAAACUCUACGAGUUCUACACUGCCCCGAUCAGCAAGUUCUGGUCCAACUCUAUUGCCUAUAUCAUGUUUUUGGUGAUCUUUAGUUACACAGUUCUGGUAAAAAUGGGGCCAAUGCCGACGUGGCAAGAGUGGAUGUGCAUCGCAUUUAUCUGCUCGUUGGGUUGCGAGAAGUUACGGGAGCUCUUUUCAUCGGAACCUGUGGGAUUCUCUCAGAAAUUUGCCGUUUGGAUGUGGAAUAUGUGGAACCCUUGCGACAUGGCGGCCGUCAUGCUAUUUUUAACCGGCAUGAUUUUACGAUUCAGGCACGAUUCCUUCGAAGCCGGCCGCGUCAUUUACUGCGUGAAUUGUAUUUAUUGGUACCUGCGCAUUCUAAAUAUAUUAAGUGUAAAUAAAUACCUGGGACCACUGGUAACCAUGAUGGGUAAAAUGGUUAAAAACAUGAUAUACUUCGUAGUACUUUUACUAAUAGUCCUCAUGAGCUUUGGAGUGGCAAGACAGGCAAUUCUAAAUCCAGAUACGGACCCCAGUUGGGGUAUAGCCAGAGAUGUUUUUCUGGAGCCAUAUUUCAUGUUGUAUGGUGAGGUGUAUGCAGAUAAAAUUGACCCACCUUGUGGUGGGGAAGAUGAGCCACCAUGUCAAACCGGACGAUGGGUUGCCCCCACAAUAAUGUCCGUGUACUUAUUGGUGGCCAAUAUUCUUCUAAUUAAUUUGCUGAUCGCUGUGUUCAACAACAUUUUUAACGAAGUUAAUUCCAUUGCUCAUCAAGUUUGGAUGUUUCAAAGAUUUACUGUCGUCAUGGAGUACGAGCAAAAGCCCAUUCUGCCACCUCCCUUCAUAAUAUUCUCCCACCUCUACCUGCUCUUCAAAUUCAUCAGGAGAAAAAUGGACGGCCGAGAGGAGAUGUACGACAACGGGCUCAAACUGUUUUUGGAUCGCGACGAAAUGGAACGCCUGUACGAUUUCGAGGAGGACUGCGUCGAAGGGUACUUUGCCGAGCAGGAAAACAAGCUGCAGCAGAGCACCGAAGAGCGCAUCAAAGUGACCACCGAAAGAAUCGAACAUUUAACGCAGAAAGUGGAGGAUAUACACAGCAAAGAGAGCACCCAGACCACGCUGUUGCAGAAUCUUGAAGUUAGGUGCAGAAAGUUCACUGAUCAAAUGCAGGAUAUGAGUAACGAGUUGGAGAAUCUGCGUGCCAUUGUGGCCACUAAUAAUGUGCCGACUGGAGAUAAUCGAAGUUUGGAUGAGGAUUCAAGAGAAAGGACGACCAGUGAAAAAUCCGAAGCCUCGGAAGAACUUACGCUCCUGGUGGCGCCACCUAGCGCGCGUAAGAAAACCAUAGUGAGGUCAUUGACUGAAGUGCGACCUGAUGCCUACAUAUUCGACAACGGUCAACACAUCGAGUAUCGGUACGACGAAGAGGACGAAGAGGUCGACGAUGCCAUAUCUAUGACAGGUAGCAGAAAAGAACUGAACCUGCCCCGGCAAAGGACCCGUUCGACGGACUCCAAGACCUCGAUCGAGAGCGAACGGGCGCAAGAAGAGCUCUCGGCCGACGAUCUGGCGGCGCUAAGUCUGGACAUCUUGCGGAACCGCGCGGCCCAGAAGCGAAGAGAUUCCACCGGCACGGGCAGGCGGGGUUCCGAAAGUGGUAUGACUAAGAUUGAUUACUUUGACAUGAAGCAUCAUCCAACGCUGGCCGCAGCUUUGCUUCUAGGCCACCGGAAGCGCAACCCGUCCGAGAUGUCGAACCCUGAGAUCGCCAUCAACUUCGAGAAGGAGCACCUGCGCAGCGCUGAGGAGAGCGACUACAUGGUCAUGGAGAACCUGAUCCAGCGCAGGUACGACGAGGAGGAGGAGGACGACAUGAACCACGGGCAAGCGAUAAUGAACCCCGCGCUGCUCAGCGUCGUCACGGAGACCAGAGAGUUCAGGGUCAACUCGUGGCCCAAUAAGGUGUUGAAGAGGGGCACUGCCAUUGAGAGUGAUAAUCGUUUGGGAAAAGCGCCAUAUAUAGGCGGUUCAAGCAGCGAGUCCGCCGAACGCCAAGACUCGUCCGAGUCGCACGCGAGCAGCGACCUGGCCGCCGCCCUUCCGCAGCCUCCCCCGCCCCAGCGGCCCUCGAUCGUGAUCGACUCGUCGCAGCUGCCCACGAUGCAGCGCGAGAUCGAGCUCAACAAGGCCGAGUCCAAAGACAGCCUGCACAUGCAGUCGGAAACCAUGUGCUGAACGCUGAACGGUGAACGCUAACGUAGGUAGGCAAUCGAAUCCAAAAAUUAAUCGAGUCUCGCUGUACACUUUACGUCUUAGAACUGCCACUUUAGGUGUUCAGAAAAAAAUUAGAUACGGUUUUGUUUUUUUAAGGGUUUUAAGA
Molecule: messenger RNA, 5098 nt
Organism: Brassicogethes aeneus
Lineage: Eukaryota; Metazoa; Arthropoda; Insecta; Coleoptera; Nitidulidae
Source: the annotation of a GenBank genome assembly